This is a messenger RNA of Ostreobium quekettii, 354 nucleotides long. The record is from the annotation of a GenBank genome assembly. Lineage: Eukaryota; Viridiplantae; Chlorophyta; Ulvophyceae; Bryopsidales; Ostreobiaceae.
AUGGUUUGGUUUCAGAGGAGGUCGUCCAUGGCCGUCAAGGCGCGGCCCUCCACCUUUGACGCGUUUGUCGGGCGGCGCUCGUCUUCCUUUGACACGAUCGCCGUCCUGCCUGGCAACAUGCCCAUGGAGUCCCCCGCCGUCGUGGAGGAGGUCGCCCCUGGGCUGAGCGACCCGGCGGGGGACAGAACACAGGCCCAGUGUCCCAGACGCAGUAGGGGUCGAUUCUUCGGGUUGAGGCUGAGGCUGCCGCGGUUUGGGUCAAAAGAUGAUGGCAAACGCACUGGCCCUCCAGCGAUUUCUGCCACGAGUGGAGGUUGGCGCCACUGCCAAACAGCAUCAGAUUUUUCAGACGAU